CUGGCUUAGUUAAAGCCACCUUCAUCACCGAGCCGCCGAAACCACGUCCAAGGAGAAAUUGAAACGCCAGCGCCAAAUUGAAAAAGCCAAGCGAGCUGCCUACAAAGCACCACAUUAGGCCAUAAAAAGCUGGCCAUUUGGUGAUAGUGAUAGUAAUGCACCUCACCGCGGCCCUUUGGGCAUGUGGCGCCCUUUUGGCGGUGCUCCUCACCUGGCAGCAGCGCAAGUGCUGGCGGCUCAUCUGGCAGCUGAACGGAUGGCGCGGAGUGGUUCAGCAGCCGCUCCUGUGGCUCCUACUUUGCAUCAACCUGCAUCCCAACAGUAUUCUGGAGAAGGUUACGCAAUAUCGCGUGUACUUUCAGCGCCCCAUGGCCGUCCUCGUGGGCACCCGUGUCCUCGUCUAUAUCGAUGAUCCGGCAGGCAUGGAAUGCGUCCUCAAUGCCCCCGAAUGUCUGGAUAAGACCUUCCUGCAGGAUGGCUUCUUCGUUCGUCGCGGGUUGCUUCAUGCCAGAGGUCAGCAAUGGAAAUUGCGCCGAAAGCAACUGAAUCCAGCCUUCAGUCAUAAUAUUGUGGCUAGUUUCUUCGAUGUCUUCAACUCGGUGGGCAACCAGAUAAUCGAACAGUUCGCAUCGCAGCCCAAUCUCCAUGGCAAGGCCGUCAAGUUUACCGAUGCCGAGGACCUGCUUAGUCGAGCUGUCCUGGAGGUGUCCUGUCUGACUAUUAUGGGCACACCAACAAAUUUCACGCAAAUAGAUGACGCGCACAUUGCCCACAGUUACAAGCGACUCCUGGAGAUCUCGGCCGUUCGGGUGGUGAAGCCCUGGCUCCAGAUCCGAUUGUUGCACCGUUUUUUGGCCCCGGAGCUUUACGAGGAGUCCAGGAAGUGCGGCAAGUUGCUGGCCGACUUUGUAGGCGGAAUCGUGAGGACGAAGCACCGCAACUGGCGCCUGAGGGAGAAGUCUGGCGAGGAUUCUUCCGCCGGCUGGCAGAGGCGCAUCUUCAUCGAACAGAUCUUCCAGCUGGCCGCCAACGGGGAGAUGACCCUCGAGGAGAUCAUGCACGAGGCUCAGUCGAUGGUUCUGGUGUCCUUCGAGACGGUGUCCAACAGCAUUAUGCUGGCCCUCCUCUGCCUGGCGACCAACAAGGGCGAGUGCCAGCGACGAUUGCUGGCGGAGAUCAGGUCCCUGGUGCCGGACAGUGGGCAGGUGGGAUUGGAGCAGCUGCAGCAGAUGCGCUAUUUGGACGCCUUUGUCAGCGAAUCGCUGCGUCUUUUGGCCACUGUUCCCAUGAAUCUGCGCCAUGUUAGUAGGGAUUUUCAGCUAGCGGGCCGCGAGAGGGAGACGAUUGUGCCGCAGAACAGCAUCGUGGUGCUGGACACCUUCAAUAUGCAACGCGACGAGCGCUGGUGGGGCGCCACCGCCAAGCAGUUCGAUCCGCAGAGGUUCCUCGACCAUCAGGACCAGUAUCAGGAUCGGGAGCAGCAGUCCAAUGGGCAGGAGAAGGCUCGAAGGCAGCGGGACCGGCGACACUCCUACAGCUUCCUGCCCUUCUCCAAUGGACUGCGGUCGUGUAUCGGACGCCGCUAUGGGCUCUUCAUCAUAAAGGUCUUCUUGGUCAAGCUGAUCGCGAAUUUCGACUUUCAGAGCGAGUUUGAGCUGGACAAACUGCAGUUCGUGGAGAACAUAUCGCUGAAGUUCAAGAACGCCGACGACAUCUUGCUGGCAAUCCAGCCUCACAAGCAGUCCAAGGAAUCUACAUAGCGUACAUGUUUUGUUUUCCCUCAACUAAAUAUUAUAAAACUCUUUUUUUUCUUAAUUGUAUGUACCAAGUUACAAGGUAAUAUGUAAAUUAUUGUUACAGCAGUGCUAAUUGUCAUGAAUCUUACGCAGUCGAAAUAAAAUGUCCUCAUUUUGAGGUAGAUAGAAAAA
Drosophila takahashii is the source of this 1928-nucleotide messenger RNA. It is a transcript of the gene Cyp318a1, whose product is annotated as Cytochrome P450 318a1. NCBI's taxonomy places the organism in Eukaryota, Metazoa, Arthropoda, Insecta, Diptera, Drosophilidae. The record is from RefSeq and is a predicted model, not a curated record. Gene Ontology annotation, molecular function: heme binding; oxidoreductase activity, acting on paired donors, with incorporation or reduction of molecular oxygen; monooxygenase activity.